Molecule: messenger RNA, 1988 nt
Organism: Brienomyrus brachyistius
Lineage: Eukaryota; Metazoa; Chordata; Actinopteri; Osteoglossiformes; Mormyridae
Product: tetraspanin-1-like
Exons: 8
Coding region: 187-921 (244 amino acids)
Cellular component (GO): membrane
Source: RefSeq, a predicted model, not a curated record
UUGCAAAGGUCACUAAAGUGCUGAUGGGACACAGUCCUGUCACCUGUCACCAGCUUUGGACGCACCCAUGUGCCCGGUUCAUUUGAAUAGCCAGAGUUCCUACAGUAAUUCUAUAAUCAUUCUGAAUCAUCUUUGGCUCACAUUGACUGCAACACUGUCGUCAACGAGAUCGGAAACACAAAACGGAUGAAAAUGAGCUGCUUCAGAUGUGUCAAAGUCACCAUGAUCAUUUUCAACAUGUUAAUAUUUCUCAGUGGCACCGCCCUGCUGGCCGUGGGGGUGUGGGUGACUGUAAACAAAGCGUCCUUCCUGAGCAUGCUGGGCCCCCUCUCUGCACAGGCCACGCAGUUUGCCAACAUUGGCGUCCUCUGCAUCGCUACCGGGUUGGUACUGUUCCUGCUUGGCUUCCUGGGCUGCUGCGGAGCCUAUGGAGAGAGCAAGUGCCUUAUUCUGAUGUUCUUCGUCGUUCUCCUGAUCAUUUCCAUCGCCGAAGUCGCGGGGGGAAUCGUCCUACUGGCCGAUUCUUCACUUGCCAAGAGCAUCCUGACAGAUUGGGCCGCCCCGGCACUAAAAACACAGUAUGGCACGGACCCGGAUGUCACGCAGAUAUGGAACGCGACCAUGACCGAGCUGAGCUGCUGCGGUGUUACCAAUUACACCGAUUUCACCAACUCCAGCUACGAGGUGCAGCAUGGUGGCAGCUACCCGCCCGCUUGCUGCGCGCCGGGCAGCGCCCAGUGCAAUCUGGCGGACGCUGAGGCGGGCAAAGUCGUGGGGUGUUUUGAAAAGCUACUAUCAGUCUUGAGGACAAACGUGGGCAUCGUCGGGGGAGUGGCAGUUGGUAUAUUUGCCAUUGAGCUGACCGCUAUGACUGCAUCCAUGUACUUAUAUUGUAAAAUUGACAAAGGCUUCAUCCACUGAAGAAUGGUCUUCCUCACAUCUGGAAAGUUGCAUGGUUUCCCAACAAUUUGCCCGGACUAUUCGUGUGUGGAAGUAAAAACCUUUCUGACUCCAAGUUACACUAAAGGCUUUCAUUUAUAUGCAAGCAUUCACCACUUCGAGAGCUGUGCAACAGCGCUUCCAGCUUCACGCUUAACUGUGGAAAGCUGCUUGUUUGUUCUUUUUACAUGCAUUAAUUAAUAAGCACUAUAUGCAUUCCAUGAUGUCUAAAUCUUCUUGUUAGUACUGAAAGAGGUAAACCUCGGACAGUGUGCGAACGUGCUGUGAUGCUGUUGACUCUUAUAAGACCGCUGCAUGCUGUAGCUGCCGGUUUAUAAGGCCGAGUGUGAAUCCCAAUUAUGCAUUAAAAUUCCGUCCACUGUCCAAGUCUAAUUUAUCAUUUGCCAGCCUCCGCAAAGCCCAUAAAAUGAGUUUUCACAGGCGGAAACAUGCUGUAAUAAGGUGAAAAUUAACAGGGAAUUUUCUCUCCCACCCCAACAUCAACCCAAACUGCCUUCCUAUCCGCGUUACCUGUCAGGCACCAAUUCAAAUAGGCCACUGAGAGGGACCGUGGACUAUUUUGCGUAAUGCAGGGUUUUCUGCACAGAUUACUUUGCCAAGGGUCACCUGUAUUAUCAUGAACUCUGCAUGGGGAUAAGAUUUAAAAUGUCAUUUAAUUGGCUGGGGUUACCGGGCUAGACUGCGCAUAUGCAAAACUGGGGUCUGUGCAGUAGUCAGUGCAUUCCUGCCUUCUACAUAACAAAACAUCAACUCUUGCGGGAUUGGCACGACAGCUAUCGUAAUACCUGAUUAUUCUGUAACAGAGACCAUAGGCAUUAUUGCAAUAGCUGACUGUGCUUUCUGUUAAUAAGGCUUUUAAAAAAGCGUUUUAAGUCCUGAAACAGCCCCAAUGAAAAGUCAGACCCUUCGUCUGUCUGUUAACGUUCAAAAUUAAUUUUGGUUUUUCACUGGCUGAAUUAAUACUUGUUCCAUUGUUACCAGAGCCCGGAUCUGUUAAAAGCUCUACAUUAAAAAACACCCUAAUUAAA